Nicotiana attenuata is the source of this 1803-nucleotide messenger RNA. RefSeq names its product putative pentatricopeptide repeat-containing protein At1g12700, mitochondrial. The record is from RefSeq and is a predicted model, not a curated record. The transcript has a single exon. NCBI's taxonomy places the organism in Eukaryota, Viridiplantae, Streptophyta, Magnoliopsida, Solanales, Solanaceae. Gene Ontology annotation, molecular function: protein binding. Bases 1 to 1803 code for a protein of 600 amino acids.
AUGACGAAAAUUUCUCUGUUGCGUUACUCUUGCAAUAGUAUUCCCUUUAUCUCAUUUUCUGCUAUUACACGUAUUGGUUGGGCAAUUUCAAUUCGAGAUUAUUCUUCAUCUCAUAGCAAUACAUCCAUUCCGACAAAGGGUAAAUUUGGGGCAACAAGAAGGUUUGAUAACGUCAUGUGUUUAGAUAAUGCUGUGAGUCUCUUUAAUCGAAUGGUAAGAACGCAGCCUCUUCCUUCUGUUUUCGACUUCUCGAAAUUAUUAAAGUCUAUGGUAAAUAUGAAGCAUUACUCUGUUGUUGUUUCCCUUUUUGAAGAAAUGCGAAAAUUGCGUAUCCCAAUUAAUGGUUUCAUCUUGAAUAUUGUGAUUAACAGUUAUUGCCUAAUGCAUCGCUCUGACUGCGGAUUUUCGGUGUUAGCCAUUUACUUGAAGAGUGGAAUUUCAUUUGAUAUUGUGAUCUUUAGUACCUUAGUAAGGGGACUCUUUGCUGAAAAUAAGAUAAAAGAUGCAGUUACCUUGUUUAAAAAGUUGGUGAAAGAGAAUAUUUGUGAGCCUAAUGAAGUCAUGUAUUCGACCGUCAUGAAUGGGCUUAGCAAAAGGGGCCAUACUAAAAAAACUUUUGAUUUGCUUAGGGUAAUGGAACAAGGGAACAUUAAGCCCGAUCCGUACAUCUAUAGCAUUGUUAUACAUGCCUUAUGCAAAGAUAGAAUGGUAGAUGCUGCAAUUAAUCUUUUGAAUGAGAUGAAACAAAAAGGCAUCACUGCGGACAUUGUCACGUAUAAUUCAUUGAUUGAUGGUCUCUGUAAGUUUGGACAGUGGGAAAAGGUUAGGACUUUGCUCUCUGAAAUGGUAAAUUCGAAUAUUUAUCCAAAUGUGCACACCUUGACCAUAGUGACAGAUGGACUAUGCAAAGAGGGAAAAGUCGAAGAUGCUGAGGAGGUAAUGAGACACAUGAUUGGAAAAGGUGUAGAGCCAAAUAUAGUCACCUACAAUGUUAUAAUCGACGGAUAUUGCUUGCGCGGCCAAAUGGAUAGAGCAAGGAGAAUUUUUGAAUCGAUGAUAGAUAAGAGCAUUAAGCCUGACAUUGUUAGCUAUAGCACAUUAAUAAAUGGAUAUUGUAAGAACAAUAAAUUGGAUGAGGCCAUGGACUUAUUUCAUGAAAUUUCUCGAAAUGGAUUGAGAUCCGACAUUUUCACCUACAGUAUCAUUUUGAAAGGACUAUUUGAUGUUGGAAGAACUGACUUUGCGCAAAUUUUUUUUGUUGAGAUGCAAUCUACAGGGCUCAAACCUAAUUUUUGCACUAAUCUUAUUUUGCUCCGUGGUUAUUUUCAUAAUGGACUUGUCGAGAAAGCUAUGUCGCUAUUUCGUAAGUUGGAAAUACAGAGAGAAGAUACUGAUAUUGAAUUUUACAAUGUUGUAAUUAACGGAUUGUGCAAAAAUGGUCAGCUCGACAAAGCUCGUGCUAUUUUUGAGAAGCUUUCCUUAAUUAGAUUGUUUCCCGAUGUGAUAACAUACAAUACAAUUAUAAAUGGAUUUUGUCUAGAAGGAUUGUUAGAUGAUGCUAAAAAUAUGCUAAGAAAAAUGGAGGAGAAUGGUUGUUCGCCAAACAAUGGCACCUACAAUAUUAUUGUGCGAGGAUUUCUAAAGUUUAGCAAAAUAAGUGAAAUGACAACUUUUUUGAAGGAAAUGACCGAAAGGGACUUCUCAUUUGAUGCAAGUACUGUAGAGUUACUAAUAGAUGUUAUAGCGAAGGGUCCUUCUUUGCUUAACAUGAUACCACAGUUUCCCUUGGGAAAUAAGAAGUGA